Messenger RNA from Podarcis muralis (Common wall lizard), 1539 nucleotides. RefSeq names its product cytochrome P450 4A2-like. The record is from RefSeq and is a predicted model, not a curated record. NCBI's taxonomy places the organism in Eukaryota, Metazoa, Chordata, Lepidosauria, Squamata, Lacertidae. Gene Ontology annotation, molecular function: iron ion binding; oxidoreductase activity, acting on paired donors, with incorporation or reduction of molecular oxygen; heme binding.
AUGGUAUUCACAACAGAGAAAACGGCAAGUCUCACUUUCCAGAUCGUGCAACUAUGUGCUGGCUUCUGUCUGGUUUAUGUGGUGAUUAAAUCCACCCAGUUAUAUUUCAAGAGACAAAAAUUGCUCAAAACUUUGGAGGGUUUCCCAGGUCCUCCCAGCCAUUGGCUCUAUGGUAAUAUCCACCAGAUCACCAGUCAUGCAGAGGACCUGAACAUGAUGGAGAAGUGGGCUGAAAAAUUCCCUUACGCUUUCCCCAGAUGGUUUGGGGGUUUUGUUCCUGCUGUAGUUAUCACUCACCCUGAUUACGCCAAAACUUUAUUCAGCAGAAACGAUCCUAAAGCUAAAGAUAUCUAUGAGCCCUUGCUUCCUUGGAUUGGGAGAGGACUGCUUGUCUUAAAUGGACCCAAGUGGCACCAGCAAAGGCGAUUGCUAACACCAGCUUUCCACUAUGACAUUUUGAAACCCUAUGUGGCACAAAUUGCAGAUUCAGUCAAAGUUAUGCUGGAUAAAUGGGAGAAGCUGAUUGCAGAGGACCCCACAAAGUCUUUGGAGAUGUUUGACCAUGUCAGUUUAAUGACUCUUGACAGCAUCAUGAAAUGUGCAUUCAGUUACAAGAGUAGCUGUCAGACGGACAAAGAGCAGGAUUAUUAUGUCAAUGCUGUGCAAGAUAUGACUCUCCUAGUGUUUCAGAGAGUCACCUCAGCAUUUCUGCGGAAUCAGCUCAUCUAUUCAUGCACCCUGUCAGGACGGCGCUUUAAGGAAGCCUGCAGCUUGGCACAUCAUCAUACAGAAAAAGUAAUUGCAGAGAGGAAGGAAUCACUUAAGAAUGAAAGGGAACUUGAAAAGAUCCAGAAAAAGCGACGCUUGGAUUUUUUGGACAUUCUUCUUUGUGCCAAGGAUGAAAACGGAGUUGGGUUGUCUGAUGAAGACCUGCGCGCUGAAGUGGACACUUUCAUGUUUGCAGGCCAUGAUACUACGGCCAGUGGAAUCUCCUGGAUCCUGCAUUCUAUGGCUCAGCACCCAGAGCACCAGCAGAAAUGCAGAGAAGAAAUCAAAGACAUUCUUGGGGAUCGAGAGGACAUCCAUUGGGAUGAUCUUGGUAAGAUGACCUAUACCACAAUGUGCAUAAAGGAGAGUCUCCGACUAAAUUCUCCAGUUCCGGUAGUGUCCCGACAACUGAGUAAACCCAUUACUUUUUUCGAUGGACGCACUUUACCUGAAGGAUUUAGAGUUUCAGUUGCCAUCCAUUGUGUUCAUAAAAACCCAAGUGUAUGGCAAGACCCUGAGGUAUUUGAUCCUACAAGAUUCUCUGCGGACAACCCAUCUCAAAGACAUCCUCAUUCAUUCAUCCCUUUUGCAGCUGGAUCAAGGAACUGUAUCGGGCAACAAUUUGCUAUGAAUGAGAUGAAAGUAGCUCUUGCUCUAACGCUGCUUCGCUUUGAAAUCCUGCCAGACCCAUCAAAGCUGCCCAUUCCUAUCCCUCAGAUGGUCCUGAAGUCUGAGAAUGGGAUACACCUCUUCUUGAAGAAACUUGACUGA